ACAUCACCGAAACGAAACCAGUCGCAGGCCCAGCAUUGAUCCGCCCGUGGUGUCUUUGUAUCUCCCGACACUCCCAUGGACUUCAUCCCACAGGCUUCCGCAUCGAGAAUGCACCUCUCGCUCCGCGCGAAGAAGGGCAUCGACAAAUACCCCGCCAAAGCACACGCCCAGCGCGUCGGCGACCAGCUCGGCCGGGAAAAAUGCAUUGUUGCGCUCGUUGGCGAGAAGGCGGAAUUCUUCUCCAACUCGGACAUGCCCCGGCCGUUCCGACAGGAUCGCUACUUCUACUACAUUUCUGGAUGCAGUGAACCCGGCUGCUCGGUGACGUACGAUGUCGAGCAUGACAAGUUGACGCUGUGGCUGCCUCCUAUCAAUUUGGACCGCGUGUACUAUGACGGUCGAGGAAGUACGGUUGAGCAGGCGAUGGAGCUGUACGAUAUUGACGAAGCCGUUUACCUGGAACAUGAUGAGCGCUCGAAUAGCAAUCUAUGCGACUGGGUGAAUCAAAGGAAAGCAGAUGGCUGCGAAUGCAUCUUCAUCCGGAACCCGUUGUCUGGCGUGGACCUGUCACUGUAUGGAAGAGAGGUGGACCGCCCUGAGAGCCCGGGAUUGACGUUGAGGAAGGCCAUGAACGCUUGUCGGGCUGUGAAAGACGAGCACGAAAUCGCGCUGAUUCGAAAGGCCAAUGCCGUGUCUGCCGAGGGCCAUGUUGCCAUUUUGAAAUCCCUUCAUCGCUUGCACAGCGAGCCGGAGGUCGAGGGUGUCUACCGAGGCACUUGCAUCAGUCUGGGCACGACGGAGCAGUCUUAUGGCCCCAUUUGUGGCGCCGGAGAGCAUGCCAGUCAACUUCAUUACGUGACCAACAAAUCGCAAUUCGCCGACGCGGAAGUGCUGCUGAUAGACGCCGGAGCAGAAUGGGAAUGCUAUGCGUCGGAUGUCACGCGCACCAUGCCCAUCAACAAACACGAGCCCGGUACGUGGAAGUCGAAAGAGGCAAAGGCGGUAUACAAGCACGUCGAGAAGAUCCAGGAGAAAUGCAUCGCCAUGCUUCGGCCGGGUGUGCACUUCAUGGAUGUCAUGCUCCAUUCCGUCCACAUGGCCAUCGACGCCCUGCUCGAUCUGGGCAUCCUGAAGGGCAAGCAUAUGGACAUCUUUCACGAUGGCGUCUCCGCUGGCUUCUACCCGCAUGGUCUGGGCCACCACAUCGGUCUUGAGGUCCACGACGUAGAGCCUCCUACGAUCAAGGCCCAAGAUAAAGAGGAGCCCUGGAAAGCAAGAUUCGCAGACCUGCAACAAGCACAUGCCCGUUACGUCGAGUCGACAGGAACAUCUCUGUACUCGGCUCAAACGACGUCCACAGAACCCCGACACUUCAGCAUCGAUCCUACCAAAUGCCUUUCGCCGAGCACACCAGCUGACGCACCUCUUACACCCGGGAUGGUCGUGACGAUCGAGCCGGGUAUCUACUUUAAUGCAUUCGUUUUGGAGACGUUUUAUCUUGACCAUCCCGAGCAUCGAAAGUAUAUCGACCGGAAGGUGUUGGAGCGGUACAUGCAUGUUGGCGGUGUAAGGAUCGAGGACGACAUCCUGAUUACGAAAGACGGAUACGAAAAUUUGACCACCGCGCCGAAAGGAGAGGAGAUGUUGAGGAUUAUUCGAAAAGGCAAGAAGUAGUAGUUAGCAUCAUGUGAUUUAUGCCUCAGGCAUCAACUCUCAAACUUUCCCGACGC
Molecule: messenger RNA, 1730 nt
Organism: Neohortaea acidophila
Lineage: Eukaryota; Fungi; Ascomycota; Dothideomycetes; Mycosphaerellales; Teratosphaeriaceae
Product: peptidase M24
Exons: 1
Coding region: 76-1674 (532 amino acids)
Molecular function (GO): metalloaminopeptidase activity; manganese ion binding
Source: RefSeq, a predicted model, not a curated record